CCGGGGGGAGGCAGCAGUCAGUCAGUCAGAGACCGAGCGGAGAGGGAGACACACGGGGGAGAAAAGGGAGCGAGACACCGAGCAGACAGAGAGACAGCUGCGGUCCACCGGAGCAGACAGACAGGCAGGCUGCCCGGGAGAGAGCGCGUCACCUCGGCUGACCGUCUGGUCCCGUUACGCGGCGUCACGGCGGCAGAACCACCGGAGAGCAGAAGAUAGUGAACCCCUUCCUCCAUCUUUUUUAACUGAGCUUAUUCCACUGGAGAGGACACACAGCCGCAGUGAUCCCGCCACACCAGGCCUUGAGGAUUAAUUGGCUUCCUUCAUCUAAGCAGAUGCCCUAUUUAUUACUGUUUUCUCACAAAGCCCAUGGAUUUCAUUGAGCGUGUUGGAGAGGCCUUGAUCACAGAUAUGUCAACACUGCAUCAGGACAUUCCCAGUGAAGAAGCACUUCAGUAGAAGACGGGAGUUUUGUGUUUCCAGCUCUCAGAACAUUUAUGACUAUGUUGUAAAUGCACAGGCUCCUAACUAUUUUCUCAGGACACCACCUUUCUGGACUAUUGUAGUAUAGUCUCACUUGAUCGUUUGCUCCAGAUACACGUACAUCUCCUAAGUAUACACCCCACAUUGUGUCACCAUGUACGGGAGCUCACGUUCCAUCUCAAAGCUGGAUGUUGUGGGAUCCAAUGGAAACGGGUCGGUUUCUGGGAGUCCCGGUCGCUCCCCACGCCUCCCUCGCUCCCCACGCCUCGGACACAGGAGAAACAGCAGCACCAGCUCCACCGGCGGACUAACUGGCUCUGGUAAAACCCUGUCCAUGGAGAAUAUUCAGUCUCUUAACGCCGCCUACGCCACAGGAGGUCCUAUGUACUUCGCGGACACAGUUGAUGACCCGAUCGGGAUUGGGAGUCUGGGCAGUGGGCUGAAUCCCUCACUGCCCAAAAGCACCAUGACCUUGGGGAGGGCUGGUGCCAGGCUACCUUAUGGAGUGAGGGCGGCAAUUAUGGGCAGCAGUCCUAAUAUAAACAUUGGAGGUGUAGGUUGUGGAGCGCUCAUGCCUUCUGAUGCUAUAGCGUUUGGAGGAGAGAUGCCAAACCAGCCUCCACAGGCAGCUACUGUUCCCCACUCCAUGAGACAGGUGAGAGACGGAGCCAUGUCGGACCUUCAAACACAGCUAAGAGAAGUGCUGAGAGAGAACGAGCUGCUACGCAGAGAACUGGAGGCUAAAGAGUCCAAGCUGAGCUCCUCUAUGAACUCCAUCAAGACGUUUUGGAGUCCAGAGCUGAAGAAAGAGCGGGCGCUCAGGAAGGAUGAAGCCACAAAGAUGUCUGUCUGGAAGGAGCAGUACAGAGUCGUACAGGAGGAGACACAGCAUCUUCAGUGCACCAUCCAGGCUUUACAAGAUGAGGUUCGAAUCCAGCGCGAUCUCAACCACCUCUUCCAGUCAGACUACUCGGACUCUGGGCACCUCGGAAACCAUGCCUUCUCCCCUCAGGAAAUGACAGAGGACAACUUCCUGCGUCUCCACGCCGAGUACGAGCGGCAGGUCAAAGAGCUCUUCCUCCUGAGGAAGACGGUGGAAGAAAUGGAGCUGAGGAUAGACACACAGAAACACACACUGACUGCCAGGGAUGAGUCAAUAAAGAAGUUACUGGAAAUGCUGCAGAGUAAAGGCCUGUCGUCACGGGCAACAGAGGAGGACCACGAACGUACGAGGCGACUGGCCGAUGCUGAGAUGACCAUUCACCAGCUGGAGGGCCUGCUGGAGCGAAAAGACAAGGAGAUGCUGCAACUCAGAGAGGAGCUGCACAGGAGAUAUGAAGCAGCUCCAGAGUCGACGAAGACCAAGGCCCUGCAGACAGUCAUCGAGAUGAAGGAUGCAAAGAUCAGCUCGAUGGAGCGUGGCUUGAGGGAGCUGGAGGAGGAGGUGAACAUGCUCAAGUCCAACGGAGCUCUGAGCAGCGAGGAAAGGGAGGAGGAGAUCAAACAGAUGGAGGUCUACAGAUCCCACUCCAAGUUCAUGAAGAACAAGGUUGAGCAGCUGAAGGAGGAACUAAAUCACAGCCAAUCAGAGAAGGAGGAGCUAAAACAACGAGCCAAUGAGCAUCAACGGGAGGUGUCUGCAAUGGAGCAGGCGAAGCAGGAUCUGAGUCGUAAGGACAGCGAGCUGCUGGGUUUCAGGACCAAACUGGAGACACUGAACAACCAGUUUUCAGACAGCAAGCAACACGUGGACGUUCUCAAAGAGUCCCUCACUGCCAAAGAACAGAGAGCCGCCAUACUGCAGACCGAGGUGGAUGCCCUGCGUCUCCGCCAGGAAGAAAAGGAAUCAUUCCUGUCCAAAAAGAGUCAGCAGAUAUCAGCGCUGACCGACGAGAAGAGCACUCAGCAAGGAGAGAUCACCGACCUCAAGGACAUGCUGGACGUCAAGGAACGCAAAGUUAACGUGCUGCAGAAGAAGAUAGAAAACCUCCUGGAUCAGCUGAGGGAUAAAGAGAAACAGCUGGCCGGCCUCAAAGACAGAGUCAAGUCUUUACAGACGGACACGUCCAACACCGACACAGCACUGGGAACACUGGAGGAGGCUCUGGCCGAGAAGGAGCGAAUCAUCGAGCGCUUGAAGGAGCAGCGGGAGAGGGAGGAGAGAGAAAAGGGAGAUGAGAUAGAGUCCAGCAAGAAGGAGCUGAAGGAGUUGAGGGAGAAGGUUUCCCAGCUGCAGGCUGACCUGGCUGACCGUGAGACAUCUGUGUUGGACCUGAAGGAGAAGGCAUCUUCUUUGGCUUCCUCCACCCUGAAGAAGGACAGCAGGCUGAAGAGUCUGGAGAUCAGUCUGGAUCAGAAGAGAGAGGAGUGUGUCAAACUAGAGAACCAUCUGAAAAAGGCGCAGAGUUCAGCGACGGAGUCAAAGGGUAGCACUGAACUCUCUGAGCGCAUCUCCUGCCUGGAGCAGGAAGUGACCCGGCACAAGGAGGAUGCCGGGAAGGCCCAGACCGAGGUGGAGCGGCUGCUGGAGAUCCUGAGGGAGAUGGAGAAUGAAAAGAAUGACAAGGAGAAAAAGAUCCACGAACUGGAGAGAAAUCCCUCUGCUUCUCAUCUGUGGCGUUCUCAGCAGUCGCGAAAACAGGCCCCCGCCUCCGCUGCGUCUCAGCAGCCUAAGGGGGGGCUGGUGUGGGACUACCUGGGCACUUUUGCCUCAAGGCAGAUGAAGGACCAGUCUAAAAAGGCGGCCAACCUGAGGCACAAGGAGCAGCAGGAGAAAAGCAAGAACGCCCAGCUGAUGGAGGAGGCCAAGAAGAGAGAGGACAAUCUAAAUGAAAGCUCCCAGCAGAUACAGGACUCCCUCCGUCAUAAAGAGGACCGCAUCGAAGAGCUGGAGGAGGCGCUGAGGGAAAGCGUUCAGAUCACAACAGAGCGGGAGGUGGUGCUCGCCCAGGAGGAGGAAGCACGCGUACACUCCGAGAAACAGCUGUCUCACAUUCCACUUCAUGAGUUCACCACGGCCGGCUUUAGGUGGUCAAAGGUGGAGGACCUGCUGGUUGCCAUGGAGAGGGUGAAACAGGAACUGGACGUGAUGAAGGCCAAGCUGUCAUCGACUCAACUCUCACUGGCCGAGAAGGAAGGUCACCUGACCGCCCUGCGGGCCGAGAGGCGGAAGCACCUGGAGGAGGUUCUAGAGAUGAAGCAAGAGGCGCUGCUGGCAGCAAUAAGUGAGAAAGACGCCAACAUCGCCCUGCUGGAGCUCUCCUCGUCCAAGAAGAAGAAAACCCAGGAGGAGGUGGCCUCUCUCAAGAGGGAGAAGGACAGUCUGGUUCAGCAGCUCAAACAGCAGACUCAGAACCGGAUGAAGCUGAUGGCGGACAACUACGAGGACGAGCACCUGAAGGUCUUAUCUCCAAACACAGAGCUGCCCAACAAUCACAAACCCUCCCCUGACCAGAUUCUCUCUCCCCUCCUGGAUCUCAAUCAGAAUCGCAGCAAACUGAAGCUGUACAUCGGUCACCUGACCUCACUGUGUCAGGAGCGGGACCCAAUCAUAUUGCAGGACUUUGCCCCGCCCCCCUCCUAUCAACGCUCCGACUCCGCCGCCUGGCACACGCAGCUGCGGAGCAUGACACGGGAACAGUUGGAGGCGGAGUUAGAGCUGUGCGAGAGGGAGGGGGCGGAGCUCCAAGAGUACGCCAAUCAGGUCCUGCAGCAGAUUGCCGACCGAUGCCCCGACAUCUUGGAACAAGUCGUCAACGCCCUGGAGGACAGCUGCUGACACACACACACACACACGCACACACACGCACACACACUCACACACAGUCAGCCAGCUCCAAUAAUAUCCCCUGAUAUUAGAUUCUCAGUGUUGGACAUGAAGAUGAAAACUUUCUCUUCACUCAUCUCGUUUUCACAGAUGAAAAAGUGGAUCGACAAAAAAAAAAAAGAAAUCCAGAUAUAACUGAAAAAUAUUCGUCCACUGCGUCUUCAGUCCACAUUGUAUAUUUUUUAACACGAGGGGGGGGGCCAGCUAAGGGAAAAUAUUGUUCACCUUUCCACCCUUCAGUGCUUUGUUGGCAUGCUAAUUAAUUGGAAAAUAGUUUUUGAGACGUUAAAAGUUGUACUUUGGCAGAAGGAGCCUUCACCGCACUUGCGUUCGUGGACACGUCACAGCGGCCAUCUUGUGUCCUUCCAGGUGAUCAGCAGUUGUGACUUGUGAGCGUGAUGUGUAUUUUAUUGAGGAGGAAGGAAAAAAAAAAAUCUAACUGUAUUUGAGAGUGAGUUGAGUUUGCCAGGUUGUUUCUGAUGCCAGACUUACACACUGUUGUCACACUGUCAUUUAUUCAGAUACGAGAGUGUGUCUAUUUCAGCUGCCUUUGUUUCUUUACAUCAUUUGCUGCUAUCGUUUUCACCUUUAGUUCCUUUUCUUGUAUUUUUUUUUUCCUUCCAUCAGGUAUCUGAUGAAAGGUCCCGGCUCGCAGUGUCUUUCUUCCCCCGGCCGUUGUGUAAAUUGUAAAGAGAGAAGUUUUAAUUAACAGCUACGCAGAUUUCAUCAGGGGAACACAACACUUUCAUCUAUUGUCUCACACAGCAAACGAAAAGCAUCAAACCACAAUAAGUCUCGCAAUAGUCCCUUUAUGAAAACACACCCGUGUGGAUGGUUUGUGUUUCUCUUUGACCUAAGAAAGCAACACAUUCUGUUGGGUUGUGCGUCCGCGCUGAGCUCAGAUGAUCCCUCACUUUCCCUCCUGUGACAAUCCCUUAACACGAGGAGACGUCUGAACUCACUCAUUUCCCCUCAUUGAAACACCGUCGGGUUUUCUUUCUCGGGAGGAAGGGAACAUGAAAUAAUUGUUAUAUAUUUUUUUGCUUUUGGUAAUAUAUGAAUAUAUAAAACACUAAUCUUGUUUAAUUGAAAAUAUUGUCAUCUCUUGGUUGGUAUGUUACAUAAUGUGUCAAGAUAUUUUCCCUUUCUUUGUGUGUGUGAUUCGGAAGAGAGCACAGAUUUGUUGCUGUACGUUGCACCUACUCGCGGCUCCGUGUCCACCAGGAACGUCUUCAUCACGCUCACUCUCUUGUUCUUGUUGUGUACAGUGGAAAUGACACUCGAAUGCAUGUUUCCCACAGCGCUGACAGCCCGAGCAUGGAUUUACACACUUGCAGCACAGAGCACAGGAGGAUCUAAUCGUUUCAAAUUCAUUGAGAAGCUCCUCUGACUGGGGGUGUUUUAGUUUAAGCUGUUUCCCAAUUCAGGGGCCGCAUUCCUCGGAGGAGGAAGACACCUCAAAAAGACAUAUGGAAGACAAUCGGUCUAUGACUAACUAAAUGGUGACAAAGCUAACAAGCUAGCUAUGCGGGUGGCUCCUAUAUGGACUCCGGAGGUCAGGCUGAGUCCUCUGAAUGAGGUGGCCCCUAAAUUUGGACACAGCUAUAGACUCAUAUUGUGCUGAGUACUGAACACAUGACUGGCGUUGGCCACAUGCAACUUGAGCUCUCUAAAAAAAACUAGAAACAUCCGGUGGACACAGAACCCAUAGACAGGGAUUUACACGACAUCCUCAAAUCUGAUUUGACACCAAACUCUGAUUAAAAACUUUUCUCCGCACCUCAGCAGUGUCUUAACAAGUCAAAAGCAACAUCAGGAGUUUAAUUUCAAAAGUGUUUUGGGAGGAAGAAUCUGGAGUCUGAUCUGGUGUAACAUUUGACACGCGAAGGUUGUUUUAUUUUGAAAUGAAACUCAGUCAGAUAUGAGCGUGUAGUUGUAAAUCCAGUGUUUAGUUUUGCGUGUUUUAUACUGAUGAUGUUUUGUCUUUGGGGGUGGUGAUGACUGGAACUCACCGUGACUCUGUCGUGGAUCGAAAAUGAAAGAAUGGAAAUAAAAUAUGAAUUUAUCUUUAACUUUU
Messenger RNA from Hippoglossus stenolepis (Pacific halibut), 6386 nucleotides. Its product is annotated as ELKS/Rab6-interacting/CAST family member 1. Gene Ontology annotation, molecular function: structural constituent of presynaptic active zone. The record is from RefSeq and is a predicted model, not a curated record. The transcript has 25 exons. Gene Ontology annotation, biological process: maintenance of presynaptic active zone structure; regulation of synaptic plasticity; neuromuscular synaptic transmission. Bases 638 to 4261 code for a protein of 1207 amino acids. Lineage: Eukaryota; Metazoa; Chordata; Actinopteri; Pleuronectiformes; Pleuronectidae. Gene Ontology annotation, cellular component: cytoskeleton of presynaptic active zone.